Molecule: messenger RNA, 654 nt
Organism: Spinacia oleracea (spinach)
Lineage: Eukaryota; Viridiplantae; Streptophyta; Magnoliopsida; Caryophyllales; Amaranthaceae
Exons: 2
Coding region: 1-654 (217 amino acids)
Source: RefSeq, a predicted model, not a curated record
AUGUCAAUUCAAAGUUGGUACUGGAAACAACUUUGUAAGGUGAAGGACAGGUUCGGAGCUGGGUACAGUCUUGAUAGGUGGAGCUUUGACAUUAAGGGAUACACUGCUUCCAGUGGCUAUUAUUGGCUAAGAGGGGAGCAACAACAGGUACAGUGGGCUUCAUGGGUGUGGAACAGAUUGAAUAUUCCAAAGUGCAGCUUUAUUGUGUGGAUGGCUAUGUGGAGAAGGUUGCAGACUAAGGACAGGCUAGUUAGAUUUGGAAUGUGUGAAGAUGAUACUUGUCCAGUUUGUGGUACCAGUGCUGAGACUAUUGACCAUAUUUUCUUUACUUGCCCUUAUAGCCAGAUAUGUGUGCAGGAACUAGGCAGAGCGUUGCAUCUCCCUCUGCUCUUCAAUGAUUUAGAUGCAGCUUGCAGGCAGAUCCCGAAGCUGAGUGCUGGGAGGUUUAAGAAUCAAGUGUUCCAGAGCUGUGUGGUUGCCAUGAUGUAUUGUAUUUGGAGACAGAGGAAUGAAGCAGUCUGGAAUAAGACUAUAAAGCAUCCUAGGGCAUUAGUGAGGCAGGUUAAGCACAUGUGUUUCUGGAGAAUCACUUCUAUUAUGCCACAGAGAAUUAAGAGUCAUGAGCGAGAGUGGUUUGUACGACUACUAUCUUGA